GACCAAACGUCCAAGGUGUCGUUGUGUUUAGCUUAACUUUCCGUGGUGCGAUGGCUGUGGAGCCUCUGCUGGUUCCUGUGAAGUCGAAACGGGCUCUGUGGACAGGCAGCAGGAGGCGAGAAAACCCGCCGCAGUCCACUACGACCUCCACUUAAAAAUAAUUUCAACGGUCGCAGAGCCCUGACGUAAGGUUCUGGUCUGAACUGGAGGGAAAUCACCAGCAGCUGCGGCCAAACGGCCUGAAUUGCCCCGAGUGUCUCUGUUGGAUGGAUAGCAGUCGUGAGCAGGGGAGGGUCCCAGUCAGCAGCUGUGUACGGAAUAUGAAAGUACGACGGGCUUCGGUUCAUCCCCCGCAGGGCAUGAGCCGGCUCUAAAUCCAGUAUGUCGACAUUCAGAUCAGUGGAUACAUGUCCCUGAACAGGUCGGUGCUGUAGCUGUGUGGCCAGGCCCCCUGGCUGCCCAGCUGCCUUCAGAUGAAUGAAGAGCCCCCCGGGACACAGAGACACAGCUGAUACGGGGCAUGCAGGUGUUUCUGCAAAUAUGAUGAAAAAAAAGAAUCCCCAUAAGAAACACAAGAGCAGCCUGGGCCCGACCAACAAGGUUCUGUCACAGCCUCGACGCAACAUCGUCGGCUGCAGGAUCCAACAUGUGUGGAAGGAAGGAGGCGGCCACGUGGUCUGGAAGGGAACCGUGCUCGACCAGGUGCCGGUGAACCCGUCUCUCUAUCUAAUAAAGUACGACGGCUUCGACUGCGUGUACGGCCUGGAGCUUCAUAAAGACGAGCGGGUUCAGGGGCUGGAGGUUCUGCCCGACAGACUGGCCAAGUCCCGCCUGACGGACGUCAACCUUGCAGACGCCAUGAUCGGUAAGGCGGUGGAGCAUAUGUUUGAGACGGAGGAUGGUCCAAAGGAGGAGUGGAGGGGGAUGGUGCUGGCCCGGGCCCCCAUCAUGACCACGUGGUUCUACAUCACCUACGAGAAGGACCCGGUGCUUUAUAUGUACCAGCUGCUGGACGACUAUAAAGAAGGAGACCUCCGCAUCAUGCCUGACUCCAAUGACAACGUCCCGGCAGAGAGGGAGCCGGGCGAGGUGGUGGACAGCCUGGUGGGGAAGCAGGUGGAGUACGCGAAGGAGGACGGUGGCAAGCGAACGGGCAUGGUCAUCCACCAGGUGGAGGCCAAGCCCUCCGUCUACUUCAUCAAGUUCGACGACGACUUUCUCAUUUACGUCUACGACCUGGUCAAAACCUCGUAAGGGGCGGGAGCUCGAUGCAAAUUAUGUCGAAACAUCUGAAGCAGCAUUUCUCUCCGACCAUCAAAGACUAAACAUAAAAACCUAAAAUGAUUCUAGCGAAGGAAGAACAAAGAACGGAAACGCGUGGAGAGCGGAUGUGGUGAAGUUCGAGCCUGUCGUCCAUGACCCUCUUCAAAUGGAGCAAACUAAAUUUCCCACUACGGUUUCACGAGUCUGGACUUUUUCAAGCCCCAUGGAACAUUUUAGGAAGCACUGAAAAAAAAGUCCAAAAAUGCUGUUGUACUGAGAAGAUGGAGUCUGUUGAGGUGAAACAACGGCAGAUUCUUUAAAAUCUCUUUAAGCAUCGUUCUGAUACCGGCCAGAAAAUUUGUCCCUCGGACGUUUUGCUGGCAGCCUGUGUUAAAACACAGGGAACAGUUGCUGGAAAUAUGGAUUUCUUGUCACUUCUCAAAUCAACGAACAAAUCUGACAGAAAAAAACCCAAGAAGACUGUGGAAAGGUAAAGUAGCAGGUUCUGGAGAACCUGAUUCUUCUCAUGUGUAACAUCCAGUGUAGACCGGCUCAACAACUGUGUGGAGGCCAGUCAGUAGUUAGUCACUGUUAAUGCAAGUCUGAAGACGAGGCACAAUUCAGUAUAUGAAGCAUCUGAGUCCAAAAUGUUUUGCCUCACUAUCUCAUAGUUUGCAUAACUUGGAAUCAAUUAAAAUGACAAAAGCUCCUAAAUCUUCAUAAUCAGUCAGAGUGUAGUGAAUCUGUGGAUUUCUGCCAGUUUCUAUUUUUCCAGUUUUGCUAUCGCUUUCAUUAGAAAAGCAGCACGUGGUGAGUUCAACACCUUGAACAUCUGCCGAGCCGCCUUCACUCGAGCUGGAUCUGUGGAACCAGCUGCUGAAACAAUGUAAAUGACAAAGAAUUUCCACUUGUAUUGAAUUGGAGAUUGAUUCUGUUUGACGCCGUCUCACUAGCGUCACCUGAGCAUCAGUGAAGAGGCUCAACUGAUCCUCAUCUGCACUUUUUUUGCUUUCGUCAUUGCCAAAAACCUUCCUGUUGUGAAGUCGUUCGAUGUUUAAGGUGGUUUCACUAAAGCCUUUGGACCUGCUUUGUGUCUCUGAGGACUCAGUGGAGACCGGUGUGACUCGGCCAAAGCCCUUUCUGUCCUUGGCAGUUUGUUUUAUUGUUCAAUAGUUUGUUCCCCACGUUCUGCAUUUAAACCUCAAACAUAGUUAUUGAUUCAAAAUAUCCUGGGAACUAAAAAAAAAUGAAGAAGAGGAAUUCUCCACACCAGGAACGUUCAUGAGUGUGUUGGACUAAUCAUCACUAGAUGUGAUUUAAAAAAAAAAACAACCAAUCUUCAGCGCUACAGUUUUCAGUUUUGCAGGCAGUUAAGAUGUUUUUGGUGGCCUGUGAUUUCUGUUUACUUCUGUCUUGGUUGCCAUGGUGACAUUGAAAUCAGAUGCUGAUGGACUCCCUGUAGUGUGGAUCUGAUGUAUCAGAGGCCAUGAACCACAGCAUGUGGACAUGAUCGGCUGUGUUUGUAUAUGAAGUGAUCAACAACCAGUGAAGGCUUAAAUUUGCGUUUUUACAGAUGUGUUUCAUUUGGAUUUACUUGUGACUGAAGGCUUUUCAUCACGUGUGCUCUGCACCUAGUUUUGAGGGAAACUAUUUGAUCCAAGGUUGAAGUCUGAAUACUUUAUAGCUUGAGUUACCACAGUUUGUUUGUAUAAAAAGUGUCUUUGUUGAGGGAGAAGAGCAUCAAACAUGACGGCAGUUUAACAGUUUACAGGUUCAUUAAUGGAUCGGUUCAGCAUUUAAUGCUGUGUCCAUCAGAUGGCGCCGCUUCAAUGCAGAAUCACGCGUAUGGAAAACCUUCAGUCUGUGCUUCUUGUGACGUAGUUAGUUGCCGAGGCAGAUUGCAGCUCUUAUAAUAACAGCACUAAAAAAAAGGCAGCAAAAAGAAAAAUAGGCCUUUCCAGAAACGUGAGGGUUUCUGCACUUGUGUAUCCGUUUUGUUUUCCAUCAGAGAAACAUGAUUGUGAUCAUCUCAACAGGCAGUUAUAAUUAGUAAUCAUAGUUCACAACUGUGACUCAGCGAGGUUAUGUCCAGUUCGGUCAGUUCAUUUUGCUAUUACAAUGUAAACAUAUUAAUAUUGUUAUUGUUGGAAUGACAUGGGCCUUUUAUCAUCCUUCUGCCUUGUCUUGUUUGUUUUUUGUAUGUUUGAAAAUGUAUAUUAAUAAUUUUGAUUCUUACCGGAAA
This is a messenger RNA of Betta splendens (Siamese fighting fish), 3505 nucleotides long. RefSeq names its product spindlin-1 (gene spina). Lineage: Eukaryota; Metazoa; Chordata; Actinopteri; Anabantiformes; Osphronemidae. Gene Ontology annotation, biological process: gamete generation. The coding region runs from base 478 to 1254 and encodes 258 amino acids. The transcript is spliced from 9 exons. The record is from RefSeq and is a predicted model, not a curated record.